CAGGGCAGGAGGAAGGCACUCACACCUGACAACACCCAACUCCUCUCAACCCACCAGCCCACACCAGCCCCAGACACCACCAUGACCGGCUCCUGCUGCGGCUCCUUCUCCUCCCAGAGCUGUGGGGGAGGCUGCCUCCAGCCCUGCUGCUGCCGCGACCCCUGCUGCUGCCGCCCCGUGUCCUGCCAGACCACCGUGUGCCGCCCCAUCACCUGCGUGCCCCGCUGCACGCGCCCCAUCUGUGAGCCCUGCCGCCGCCCCAUCUGCUGCGACCCCUGCGGCCUGCAGCAGGGCUGCUGCCGCCCCAUCAGCUGCUGCCCCUCGUCCUGCACGGCCGUGGUCUGCAGGCCCUGCUGCUGGACCACCACUGGCUGCCAGCUCCUGUCUGUGCAGGCCCCCUGCUGCCGGCCGCCCUGCUGCCAGCCGGCCCCCUGCCGCACUGUCUGCAGGACCUCCCCCUGCGGCUCCUGCUACUGAGCUGCUGUCUCCACAGAGCAACUCCCUGGAGCCCAAGAAUCUACUUUGCCUUUAAAUGAAGUUGAAAGAAAAACCAAUCGCCUCACCCCUCACCCAAAGCGACAGUAGUUUUACAGCCUGAUAUAAGCAGACGCCCAGCGCCAGCCUCAGCUGAACUCCCGUGGGCUACACCAGCAGAAGUCAUCAAGGACAGCACACUGACCUGUAAAGUCCCUGGUGUGGACUUUGCAGCGCAGCCUGAACCCUGAAGGUUCCGGCUGCUGGACGCCCAGCGUCACCUUUUGUAAUGCACUGCUUACUGUUGUCAAUAAACUGAUUUUUCCUGGCACAGCA
Molecule: messenger RNA, 810 nt
Organism: Oryctolagus cuniculus (rabbit)
Lineage: Eukaryota; Metazoa; Chordata; Mammalia; Lagomorpha; Leporidae
Product: keratin-associated protein 2-1-like
Cellular component (GO): keratin filament
Source: RefSeq, a predicted model, not a curated record